GGACCUCCAGGGGCUCCUCCCGCUUCACUCAGGCUCGGAAAUCCCGUCCCCGCUGCGACGCGCAGCCUCCGGCGCUGGAGGCCCCAUGCACCACCCACUCGUCCCUCCUGCCCUGCUCCUAAUCCUUGGCACCCGCCGCCCUCAGCUUCCCUCUCUAUAGUUGUGUAUCUCAUGACUGUUAGAGAAAUAAGGUCUUGCAUGGUGUGCAGCACUGAUCAUUUGAAAGUGAUUAUGUAUGCUGAGAUUAGAUUUUGCCCCCCAGGAUUUCCUGGCGGUCCACACAUGGUGUUACCCCCUCCUUUUCUGUGCUGAGUAAUAUUCCAGGAAGAGGCUUCGUGCUGGGGUCUGGCCAGUCACCCUGAGAGAGGUGUCGUCAUAGUUUCCUGUUGCACAAAAUAUAUGCACUGCUAUGAAUAUCCAUGUUCCUAGAUGAAAAUAGCUCAUUUCUCUGGAGCACCAUUAGAUGAUGGAUUAGUCAAUUUUCCAGAGAAAGGGAGCGAGCUGGGGGAGGAGGCGUCUAUGUGCAGGGCCUGGCUCGCCCCCGAGGGAGCUGGAGUUCAAGUCUGCACUUCAGAGCAGGAGGCGGGUGAGGCCGAAGCCAUGUUCAGACUUGGUCCAAAGGCCAUGCUGAGGCUGGACUCCUUCCUGCUGGGGACCUCAGUCUCCUCCCAGCCCUCAGCUACGAGGGAGGGGAAGGAAAUCUGCUUUACCCACAGUCACCUGACUGCAUGUUAUCACUUCUUUAAGUCUCCACAGCAGCACUGAAACUGUGGUUGACCCAGUAACUGGUGCGCUGACGCGUACCAUUAAACACCUAUGUGGCAAGCUGAUCUGAGAUUUGAAAGCAGUCAGCACACCGCCUUCCACAGGGGCUGUGUCAGGGACAUACCUUGAUGUCCCCGCAGCCAUCUUGCACGCAGCUGCCAUUUUGUUUGUGGGUGACCCAGCCAGCAUGCCACACCCCAAGGGUAAAAGUCAGUAGUGGCUGAGAGGGGUGUGCCUGCCAUGGACACCCAGUCUCUCUCCCCAGCCCUGGUCCUUUAUAUUUUUUACUUUGAGACAAGUUCUGCUCAGUCUGUAAGCUGUUCAUGAUGGGUGCAAACCUGCGCUCUUCCUGCCCCAGGCUCCCACAGUUGCCCUGCACCUGGCCCAGACUGUGUAGUAACCGAUGCUGGACCUGGAGCCCAUUCUGGGAGAGCGCAGGACAUCCCAGCUAGUGAGGCCACCUUACUCUGCAGAGCAGAGCCCCUCCUGUCCCGCUGCCGCCAGGACACUCGCCCCUCAAGCCCCGCAGGCCCGGGUCUGCCUCAGGCGGGCGGGCGGCCGUCCUCACACUGUUGCUGAAGCACUGCCACUUAUGUGCCCACAGCAGGGGAGGGACCAGCCGUCUCUGCAGCCUCCCGCAGCCACCACCACACAGCCGAAUGUCUGUGCGCUCCUCUUGGCCGCUGUGCCGCGAACGCCUGUCCUGUGUACCUGCCGCGCUCAGACCUCUGGGGAGAGAGCCGAGUCUUGCUCGAGGGCCGUGUUCGUGUUCAGAGGCAGCCCCACCUCGGGGCUGCUAUCGCUUCCUGUUACCAGUUCGCACCCAAGUUAUGAUCCACAAGAUCGCAUGCCUCCAGAUCUGCUCAAGCCUUUGGUUCCAGUGAGCACCGCUGUUAAAGUUCGCUUAGCUCUUCUCACGGUUGUAAGACCUGACCACAGAUUACCCAAGUCCUCUUCCGUGAAAGGGCAAGGCCUGGAGGCCUGGACUUUGCUCCUGGCCUCUAGUGCAGCCUAUUUCAGAAGUGCCCUGGGACACGGCCAUAAAAGGUUUUAAAACAGGGUAUUGCUGUCAUUCACUUGCCCGGCUUGGACUGGAAUUUGCAAUCCUCCCGUCUCGGCCUCCCUGAGUGCUGGGAUUGCAGGUGGGCACCUCUGCACCCAGCCAUUUUUUCCUUCGGUCAUCCUGGGAUUUGUCAGUGUGCCUGGACUGACUCUUCUACACAAUCCAAAACCCUUCACAGGAUGGGUCUGCGUGUGCCUCCUGUCCUCGGGUCCUGUGCGUCCAGCCCUCGGCUAUGCUUGGCAAUCCCCUGACCGCCCUCUUCCAAUCCCUAACUCUCUUGUCAGCUGCGCUCCACUUUUCCAUGUCAUAUUUAUUCCACUUAUCGAACACGUCAUUCCAAUUACGUUAUUUUUGUUUCUAGAAGUUCAACUCGAUCCUUUUUCUUACGUGACUGGCAGUCUUUAUACCUCCACGGGUUCUACUGCUCCAUGGAACACGAGGACCAUUCCUCAUUCCUGUUCUCAAGAACCUGCUUUAUUUCCUUAGGUACAGGUUCCUAUGUCCUGGGGCCGCUCCUGGCCCAGCCACCUGCAGAGCCCGCUGCUCCUGCGGUCUUUUCUUACCCGGGAUGCUCACAUCCUGGCUUUUGCCCCACACCAAACCCUCCAGGGCGGUGAAGUCAGGCGUCACUAGAGCCACAUGUCCCCACCAGGGACACUGAGCUGGGUUCCCAGGCAUUUCUGGUGGUCAGGCUAAGGGUGCCCGAGGACUGCCAUUGGGAGUCCAGAGACACUGCCCACAUCCCCCAGCAAUAAGACAGCCUGGGGUGGACACCCCCAGGUGUCCCAGAGAGCAUGCAGGGGCCUCAGCCCGCCUGAGCCCUCCAGCUGGGAUUCUGCGUUCUCCAUCAGGGCGCUCAGGGCCACACUGGCGGCCUGCAGCCAGGGUGCACACCGGGGGACACAUGUGUGUGUUUGUGUGUGUGUGUGCGCGCGCGCGUGUGUGUGACUAGGGACUGAAUAUAGCACCUUCAGUGACCUAUAUUGCCAGCCCUUACUUUUUAAAUUUUGAGACAGUUUUGCUAAGUUGCCCAGAUUGGGCUUGAACUUGCAAUCCUCCUGCUUCAGCCUCCUGUAGUGCUGGAAUCACACAUGCACCACCACACAUGACACACUUCCCUCACUCUGCAUGAAACGCCAGCCAAGUGGGGCUGUACUCUCAAGUCACUGCUGCCCCAUCAGUUUGUGCCAUCUGCUCUUCAGCUGAAGGUCCAGUGUCGCCUGGAGGUCUCAGGAAUGUCACCCUGGGGCAGACCCUCUAGGCCUGGAGGGUGCCGCGCAUGAGAAACAAGCCGGCCACCUGGGCGCUACUCAGCAGUGCACAGGGCCCUAUCCGGGGAGUGGCCAUAGAGCUGGCGGGCAGGGUGCAGAGGGAUUGAGGCGUGUUGUGGGCACAGGGCGGGCAGCGGCUUGGUGCAGUCUUCUGAGGCGGGACCCCCUACAUGCCAUCUGCCCUGACAGAGGAGCCUGGAGGACACAGUCAGCCCUCGGCACUGGAAACAUCGCAGCUGUCUGCAGAGCCUGAAGGGCCAGUCGGUGGCCCCAGACCUGGUGGGCAGAGGGGACGCUGUCCCAGGGAGGGAGAUGCAGGGACUAGCCUGCGUGGACCUGGCGGAUGGGGAGGCCCUGGUGCACCUACCAGGCUGGGGCGCCCUGCAGCCCAGGACAGCAGGGAGCUGGGCUCCGCUCAGUUAUGCAUGACUCUGAGAAUUCAAAACCAGAAAGCAUAGGUACAAUUGGAAAAUGUAGCCGGGCAUGGUGGCGUAUGCCUGUAAUCCCAGCACUGGGGAGGCUGAGGCAAGAGGAUCAUUGUGAGUUUGA
Messenger RNA from Chinchilla lanigera (long-tailed chinchilla), 3648 nucleotides. RefSeq lists its product as uncharacterized. The transcript is spliced from 3 exons. The record is from RefSeq and is a predicted model, not a curated record. NCBI's taxonomy places the organism in Eukaryota, Metazoa, Chordata, Mammalia, Rodentia, Chinchillidae. Bases 1169 to 1819 code for a protein of 216 amino acids.